Nematocida parisii ERTm1 is the source of this 1191-nucleotide messenger RNA. RefSeq lists its product as uncharacterized. The record is from RefSeq and is a predicted model, not a curated record. Lineage: Eukaryota; Fungi; Microsporidia. Bases 1 to 1116 code for a protein of 371 amino acids. The transcript has a single exon.
AUGAAAGAUUUUAUUGCGGUUAUAGCCCCAUACAAGGCCAACUGUAUAUUUAGACGAGAGCAAGUAGAAACAGGAGAAGUAUUGAAGUCUGAAUGCAAUAAAAAAGAGCUGAUAGUUGUUGCCACUGAGGAAAGUGACAUUGCAUGUAAUUAUGCACUGGCCAGCACAGAAGCGGGAAGUAACCAGACAGUAGAGAUUAAUGGAAACCACUUAGGAAUAGCAUCAAUAAAAUACUUCAAAGCAAAAACGCUUUUCAAGAAGGACGAACAAGAAUUAGCUGCGUCUGAGCGAGUUCGUAAUUCGCACGAGCUGUCUCUGCUGUUUGGAAGUGCUGCAUUCUCCAGAACGUUUAAAAAGAGAAAACAGCUAAAUGAAAUAUCAGAAAGUGUAGAUAGCAAAGGAGAGAUGCUUAUUAACACCCAGCUUUCAUCGGGCUGCGUCGAAAACAAUGAAAAUAUACCAGGAGGCACAGGCGGGAAAGAAAAAAAUAACAAGCAUUCAUUAAUACAGCCAGUGUUCCCAGAGAAAAACAUGGAUGCAUCAUACCCGAAUGAUUUGUAUACGCUAGAGUCUAUAUUUGGGUUUGAUCCUGUGGUGGAGUUAAAAAGAAACGCAGAUCAGAUAAAAAACAACCAAAUUAACUUAGGAGUAGUCACUGCAGAGGUUUUGGGCACUAACCACGUUUUAUAUAACACAGACGAAAAAACAGCAGCGUGGGCACUCUUAUUUGACUGUAUAUGCAAAAUAAUUGCUAGUGUAAGAAAAAAGAAGCUGAGUUACAUAUAUGAGACAGAAGAUCCAAUACAAGUCGUAAUGAUAAAGAAGCUAGUCAAGAACUUUAUAGGAAACAUACCCGUGGGAAUAUUAAUACAAAUAGACAAAAAAACCAAAGAUAGGCUUUUAAUUAGGCUUAUUAUUCUUAUUCUUCUAAAAGACAACUGUAUUAUAGAUGUGCAGAAGUACCGGCAGUGUUUCUUUGGGUGUAGUUUAGACGUUUUGAGGCAGAUAUUCAAAGAAAUCAACUGCAAAAACGCAAAGAAAAUUCGCAUGAAGGUUGAAGAAAAUCAAAACCCCAACUUGGUAUUUGUUCUAACUUUAGAUGACCUGUCAAAAUAAAUCUAAUGGCUCUGCACACAGAAACAAAACAAAAAAUGAAUUUAAUAUGCAACAUUUCGUUAUACUUAACCAAAG